Messenger RNA from Solea senegalensis (Senegalese sole), 3225 nucleotides. RefSeq names its product angiotensinogen (gene agt). The coding region runs from base 1299 to 2855 and encodes 518 amino acids. Gene Ontology annotation, biological process: regulation of systemic arterial blood pressure by renin-angiotensin. The transcript is spliced from 10 exons. Gene Ontology annotation, molecular function: serine-type endopeptidase inhibitor activity. NCBI's taxonomy places the organism in Eukaryota, Metazoa, Chordata, Actinopteri, Pleuronectiformes, Soleidae. The record is from RefSeq and is a predicted model, not a curated record.
GGUACAGAGUUUUGCCAUCAUAGCCGACAGAGCUCAGGUAGCUUCUCUCAAUCACAAUUUCCAUGUCAUAUGAGGAACAGUGAACUCGACCUUACAGACAACAAGUGCAAGAAAUAUAGCCUGACUUACUUGAAGGUGUAAAGCCUGACUUGUACUUGUGUGCCCUUGUUUAUUUGUGUCCUUAUCCGUCGUACUUUUUUCUUCAUUUUGAAAACCUGCUGUUCGAUUAAUUGAGGAGAAACUCGACUGAGUUCUGAUGCAGUGUGGCACUGAACCAACAAGAAGAGCAACAGGGAGAAUACAUUCUGGGUCCAGCAACUGAAGAUGAAUCGUCAACACGGAGAAGGCCACAAACACAGUAAUGUUGGCGGUGUGUUGGAAAAAGCCUCAUUACCUCUCUCAAAAUCGUCUCAGCCAGAGGAGAAGCAAAACUAGGAUUCAGCAGUGGAGUGAAUGAGUUAAAGUAGAGACUGCAGAAAGUGAAGAGUUGGAAAAGCCAAGGAUGAGCUUGCAUCAUCCCCCUUAAGUCAACAUGUAGAGGGACGUUGGGUGGUCUUUUUCUUCUCUCGUCAGUACAAAGCGGGCUAUGAGUCAUGGCAGCAGAGCCCCUGACUCAAUGCUGCUUUGGUUAAUCAGUAACCAGAGUGGGAGCAGCGAGAGUGGCUGCUGGGUUUAAGUAAGAGAGCAGAGGAGCCAGGACUUCAAUCAGCUGCAGAAGACACACAUGAAAGUAAUUCACGUCACUGCGUUACAAGAUAUUUCUGUACAUUUGGAGGCAUUCUGGAGCUUGACGAAACGUGAAUCAGUUACUUUGACCUCUGUCAUCAGUGGGGACACAGGUGAGUUGAUUUUGUGCGUGAGCUCACUCGUUUUAUUGAUCAGAAACCAAGGCCAGGUCCUGUGGUACGUGUCCAAACAGAGGGGAAACAUACUGUUUGCUCACCUCCUCCGAGAGUCCAUCAGUCCACAUCUUUGCUCGAGGGAUAAAGUCCUAUUUUUUGCAUAAGAGCACUUGUCAGAGUUCUGUUUUAACGUGUUUUAAACGAAGAGAAAUACAAGAUGGUGUUUACUUUGCAUUCAUGGCGAGUUAUAGAAACACCAUCACACUGUUCAGCUGAGAACAGGACCAGAGAAGUUUGUUCAUGCAUCUUUUAAUCCGGCAUGUGUUUAUAUGUAGCAGUAACAAUGUAAAUGCAACCAUAUAAUGUGAACACUUGUGUCUCUUAUCUCGGGGGCGAAUGAAAUAUCUUUCUUUUUCUACUCAGUAAUGACAUAGAAACCUGUGUGCGCACACAUAGAUGGGUCUCAUUAUCUAUGCGACCUCUGUUGCAGAGGUUAACGUCUGCUCUCAUUCACUGACCAGCAGGAGAGAGGACACACAAAGAGCCAUCCAUCAGUCCCUGACAUGCCUCUCUGUGCCCAAUGCUGAGAACAAAUUGUUAUCAAGCAACGACAAAGAGAAAGCGGAAAUGCAGAGAUUGUCUCUUCUAGUCGUCCUCGUCCUCGGCUGCUGCCUGUCGGCAUGUCAGGCCAACCGCGUCUACAUUCACCCCUUCAACCUGUUUGCCGCCGAGAAUGUGAGCUGUGAAACGCUGCAGACCCAGUCUUCCAAGCACCUGGAGACACUUCCCGUGACCCCUCUCGAUAUUGAAGUCCUGACACCGGACAGCAGGGACCAGUCCAAAGGGGAUGCACAGAGGCAGAACAUCACAGAGGGGACGGCGGUUCUGGCACAGCAGUUGAACUUUCUGGGUCUGAGGAUGUACCACGCUCUCAGCGAAAAGCAGCCCAGCACCAACACCCUCAUGUCUCCAGUCAACACCUACGGAUCCCUCGUCACUUUCCUCGUGGGGGCCUCCAAGAAGACGGCGAGCUCGUUCCAGAAUUUACUGGGCCUGAGCAGCGGCACCGACCGAGAGGACUGUGUGUCCUUGGUGGACGGACACAAGGUCCUCAAGACCCUGCAGAGCAUCAACUCUCUGGUGGACGUCGGACCCAAAGACAAAAUCACCACCCAGGUGUGGGCCUUCACGCGCCAGGACGUCCAGCUUUCCCAGGACUUCAUCCAAGGCACGCAGGACUUCUCGGACACGUCGUUCACCCGCAGCGUGGACUUCUCCAAACCUCAGGAGGCCGAGGGUCUGGUGAACGACUUUGUGGAGAAGACGUCAGACGGGAAGUUGAAGGGCGUCUUCAAAGACGUGAACUCCAGCAGUGACCUUCUGUUUGCUACUUCCUUCAACUUCCAAGGCAGCUGGAAAACCGCCUUCCAGCUAGAGAAUAGCACGUUGCAGUUUCAUGUGGACGAAGCAACAACAGUGUUGGCUCCACUGAUGACCCACACGGGUCGGUACCACUACCUGAAUGAUAAGGUGCUGCGCUGCACCGUUGUGAAGUUGCCCCUGAGCAAACGCUCGUACAUGUUGCUGGUCCUGCCUCACGAGGGAACCAAACUCCAGGACAUUGAGUCCAGCCUGAGCAUGGACACCAUGUCUAACUGGCACCCGAGUCUCCAGGAGGGUCUGUUGGAGCUGUCUCUGCCAAAGUGCUCCAUAUUGUCCGUGACCGAUCUUCACGAGCUGCUGACCAACAUGAAUCGGGACAUCGAAGCCAAACUGUUGGGCUCUCAGGCUGAGUUCAGUCAACUCAGCAACGCCCAACCCUUCACUGUAGAUAAGGCGGUCAAUACUGUGCUGUUUGAGAUGUCAGAGGAAGGAGCAGAACCUCAGGACAAGACACAGGAAGCGGGCGUCCCUCUGAAGCUGUCCAUCAACCGGCCUUUCUUCUUUUCUGUCAUAGAAGGAGAUUCUAAUGCCAUCCUCAUGCUGGGCAAGAUCACAAACCCCACAGCUUAAACUCACACGGUGUCAAAAACCAACAAACACCUCGGACGUAAAAAAAUGACCACAGUAUCAGACCCAUGUCCUGCACACGGUGUAAACGUCUGCAGGGGUUUUUAAGUGUUCAUGACAAAUCUAGCUACAUUUUUCCAGUGUUAUUUCCCACCCUUUCCUCUCCAGUGGAGCGUGAUGUCUCAGUAUUUAUGAAAACCUGUUACUUUAAAGCCCCUAAGUCGUUUUCAAGCUGCCUAUUAUGACCCCAAUUGUUCUUCUAAUUUAUAAUAAUAGCCAACGUCUGUAUAGAGCCACAUUGCGUAACUAAGAGUUUAUUUUUUGUUUCACUACGAUCUGUGAUUGCUUUGAAUAAAACAUCUGUUUCCCAACA